Rubroshorea leprosula is the source of this 911-nucleotide messenger RNA. The record is from the annotation of a GenBank genome assembly. NCBI's taxonomy places the organism in Eukaryota, Viridiplantae, Streptophyta, Magnoliopsida, Malvales, Dipterocarpaceae.
AUCCACUUCUGAUCUGAAAAAAUUAGGCUAAAGGAAAAUGGGGAAGAGAGCAAGUCGACGAUCGCCAUUGCAAAUGGCUUCUUCCGUCCCCGAGGAAGAUGAAGCUCCACCGAAAUCAACAGUCCUCAACAAAAAGAAAAGAACCGCAACGACUGGCUACUCAGCCUCGGCGGUGCUAUUCAAUCUCCAAACAUCACCGCCGAACUCUCAGAACCAGAAAACCCUAAGCUCGAUCUCGGAACUUAGGGAUUUUGUGUCUUCGCGAUUGGAGGAUGUGAAGCGCAACCUCAUCGAUCGCUCUCACUCUGAGAUUCUCAAGGAUCUCGAAGCCUCUCAUUCUCGCCUCCAUAAGCGCUAUAAGAUCAAAAGAGCGCGGAGUGUUGAGCUUGAUGAACUGUUGCAGAACUGUUGCAGGAUUGAAAAGAGAUUCGAAUCUCUGUGAUUCGUUGUAAAAUGCCAUCUCUGUUUGCCUAAUUAGUCGUAUACAGUUCGUUCUAGAGUGCUAAUCCAGGGAUCCUUAUGAACUAACUAGUGUCACUAGGCCCAUUUUCUUUGUUUUCCUUUCACUUUUACAUGUUUAACAUCACCUUUUUCGUUGUUUUUGUUGUUGUUUCAGCAUGCAAAACGUCAAUCUCUGAGCUUUCAAAGUCUUUUGAGAAAGCAAUUGAUGAUCUCCGCAGCCGUUUUGGAACUCCAGUAGCUUAGGACUUAUUUUCUAAAUCUUACAACGAGGAUUUUCAGGGAAUCAGUUGACUGGCUAUUAACUCUGCUUGGCUCAUGGAUAUAUGAAGAAGGAACAAAGGUUAUCCUUUCCUAGUUUGAAUAUUUUUGAACAUAUGCCUAUCCAAACUUCAGUACACUUGCAGUUUCUGCCUAAGGCUGCAUGUUGCAAAUAUAGAAUUGAAAAUGUU